Messenger RNA from Melampsora larici-populina 98AG31, 2196 nucleotides. RefSeq lists its product as uncharacterized. NCBI's taxonomy places the organism in Eukaryota, Fungi, Basidiomycota, Pucciniomycetes, Pucciniales, Melampsoraceae. Bases 112 to 1767 code for a protein of 551 amino acids. Gene Ontology annotation, cellular component: nucleoplasm; cytoplasm; nucleus. The record is from RefSeq and is a predicted model, not a curated record. Gene Ontology annotation, molecular function: nuclear import signal receptor activity; protein binding. The transcript is spliced from 8 exons. Gene Ontology annotation, biological process: NLS-bearing protein import into nucleus.
UUCACGAAACACCAAUCGAUACUUCACUUUACCAUCUUACUAUCUUAAAACCUUCACUUCACUCUAUACAUCUCAAUCGAUUAUCUGUCUGAUCUCUUACCUUCUAUCAUCAUGUCAGCCCCUGCUCACCGUCAAGGCAACUACAAAAACAAAAAUCUCUUCAAAGGUGAUGAACUUCGAAGAAGAAGAGAAGAACAACAAGUGGAGAUUCGAAAAGCUAAACGAGAUGAAACUGUUGCUAAACGUAGGAAUUAUCAAGUCGAUGCUUCUGGUCCCGAUUCUGAUGAUGAAAGUGUUGCCACUGCACUCGACUCUCAGCUCCAGGAACAACUUCCGAUAAUGAUUCAGGGUGUAUUCUCUGAUACGGUUGAUCUCCAACUUGAUGCUACGACUAAAUUCCGUAAAUUGUUGUCCAAAGAGCGAAACCCACCCAUUGAAAAAGUCAUUGAAUGUGGUGUGGUGGCUCGUUUUGUUGAAUUCUUACGCAGCCCUCACUCUAUGAUCCAAUUUGAAGCAGCUUGGGCUCUUACCAACAUUGCUUCCGGAACAUCGGACCAUACAACUGUGGUCAUGGAAGCAGGAGCCGUUCCAAUCUUCAUCGAAUUGUUAUCUUCACCUGUACCAGAUGUACGAGAACAGGCUGUUUGGGCCUUAGGAAACAUUGCUGGUGAUAGUCCUAAAUGCCGAGAUUACGUACUCUCUCAAGGAGCACUUCGACCUCUCUUGGCAUUACUCAAUGAGAAUCAUAAAUUGAGUAUGCUCAGAAACGCGACUUGGACUCUUUCAAACUUUUGUCGUGGUAAAAACCCUCAACCCAACUGGGAUGCGAUCUGCCCUGCUCUUACAGUCUUGACAAAACUGAUCUACUCAAUGGACGAAGAGGUCUUGAUCGAUGCUUGUUGGGCUAUCUCUUAUCUUUCAGAUGGAUCAAAUGAUAAGAUUCAAACCGUCAUCGAAUCAGGAGUUGUACGACGCUUAGUAGAUCUACUGAUGCAUUCUUCGACUGCUGUUCAAACACCUGCGCUUCGAUCGGUUGGUAAUAUCGUGACUGGUGAUGACCUCCAAACUCAAGUUGUUAUCGCCUCAGGUGCUCUACCUGCACUUCUGUCGCUCUUAUCCUCCUCAAAGGAUGGGAUUCGAAAAGAAGCUUGUUGGACAAUCUCCAACAUCACUGCUGGAUCUCCUCUCCAGAUCCAAGCUGUUAUCGAAGCCAACAUCAUUCCACCUCUCAUCAACAUCUUACAAAAUGCCGACUUCAAGACUAAGAAGGAAGCCGCAUGGGCCAUCUCGAAUGCUACCAGUGGUGGAUUACAAGACCCUCAACAAAUUCGUUAUCUCGUCACUCAAGGUUGUAUUAAACCUUUGUGUGACUUAUUAAAAGCACUUGAUAAUAAGAUCAUCCAAGUCGCUUUAGAUGGAUUAGACAACAUUUUGAAAGUAGGUGAAGCGGAUAAAGAAAUCAACAACGGAAUGAAUAUCUAUGCUACCUUUAUCGAAGAAGCUGGAGGCAUGCAUACCAUCCAUAACUUACAGCAUCAUGAAAACUUGGAGAUCUACAAGAAAUGUUUCUUCAUUAUGGAUAAAUACUAUGCUGAUGAAGAAGGAGAAGAGAGUGGAGUUAAUGCACCACAAGUGGAUGAAACUGGUACAUUUGCAUUUCAAACUGAUGCAGCAGCAGCGCCACAAGGUGGAUUUUCAUUUGGAAUGGCACCUAGUGGUGAAAUUAACCAAGAAGCAGAAAUCAGUACUGAUCAAAGUAUGUCAUGAUGAUGAUAAUGAAAAAUAAAACCCGAUUAUGAUUUUUGGUUUUUUUUAAAAAAAAAUGUGUCUUGUGUAUGGAAUUAUAUAUGAUGGAUGAUUCUUAUUUGGGAUUUGAAGCUUUGAUUUGAUUUUUCCUUUUGACCCGAGACUCAUGAUUAAAAGCUACAGUAUUGAUUUUGAUUUGGGUUUUGUCCUCUUGGUUCACUUUUCUCUCUUUUUUUCUCUGUUUUGAUUUUAUCAGAAUCUCUAUAUAACAAGAGAUUCAUAACAUUCAAAGAAAAGAAAAAGAUUUGCCCAAGAUAUAUUCUACAAAAAAAAACUUUCUUAAACUUAACUUUUCUCAUGUUUUUUGAUCAUUAUAAUACAUUUUCUUUAAGUUUGCAUGCUUUUACUUUUUCCGCUUUUUGAAAUUUGAAGAUUCCUUUUUUGUGAACU